CGCAAAAGUAGCUGUUUUUCCCCGGCUCUUGACACUCCUCCUAUACAGGCGCUGUUCACCCAGCUGUGUGUAUCACCCGCCUACAGCACAGACGCGUCUAUUUUCUCUUGAUUUGGGAGGAAAAGUGAUCACAAAGUGUGUUUUUUUUUUUUUACUCAGAAUUUCACAAACGGAGUGUUUGAGUGAGAGCUUUGUGGAGGGCUUUUGAGCGGCGGCAGAAUUGGAUUUCUUAUUUACUGAAGGGAAAUGUUGGUAAUAUCACAGCAAUUACAGUGAUUUGCAUAAUGAGGUACAGCUUGGUGAUUCUCUCUGCGGGCUUUGCAGCUUUGCUCAGCUUUUGCCUCCUCGCCAUAUCAAUUGGAACUGAUUACUGGUACAUCAUUGACGUGAAUAAGCCCAACUCCCAGGACCUGAGUUCCUACUCCGGACUGUGGACGAUCAAUGAAGCAAACCGGACGUCCGUCAUCCCUUCUUUCACCGCGAACAUGUCGGCCCUGUCCAAGGCGGACAGGCACCUUCUUGAGCUGCACAGGGCGGUGGUCAUCCUAUUGCCCCUUGGCUUGGUGCUGCUGGUCUUCGGUUGGAUUUUCGGACUUGUCAGUUCGUUGGCCUACAGCACCAAGCUGCUGACCGGAACGGGAGUGUACUUUCUUGUCUGCAGUUUUUUCACAUUGACCGGGGUCAGCCUCUACAUCCAAUACCACAACAAGGCCAUGGAGGAGUUCCAGCGUACCGUGUCGCCGGAGGACCUGGCCUACGUGGACGUAUCAUUCGGCUGGUCCUUCGCCAUGGCGUGGCUCUCCUACUCUUUGGAAUUGGCCACUGGCCUGCUGCUCCUGCUCGCCGCCAAAAUAACCAAAAUGAAAGGACGUUACGACUGCGGCGUCGCCGUCGCCACUUUGUGAACGUCCUCAGUGGACAGGCGGUGCCACAGGCCUACAUUGAGGGGGAAAAAAAGUUAAAAGACGAGAAAAAAUAUAUAGUUGCCCGCCGUAUUGUACAUAAAGAUGUUCAGAUUUAUUUAACAUUAUUACACAAUGCAUUAUUAUACCAGGAGCAAAGAGCGGCAUACAAGCCAAAGUUGUUAUAUAUAUAACAACUUUUAUUAUAUAUAUAAUAGGAUAGUGGGGAUGAUGAGAACUUAAAGGGGAACAGAACUUCUUUUGGAUUUUUGCCUACCAUUCACGAUCCCCAUGUGAGACAAGAACAGAUAUUCUUCUUGUUUUAUUCAUUCUAAGUCGUAAAAUAUGGCAAGUAUGAGGUGGCUAACAAUCCAGCUAAUGGGAGUAGCUCUCUUAAAAAAAACAUCCAAAAACUGCCAACAAUAUUCAGUUUACAUCUUGUGACUUAAAUAUUAACCAAGUAUUAGUUAUAUUUAGGGAUGUCCAAUAAUAUCGGAUUGCCGAUAUUAUCGGCCGAUAAAUGCUUUAAAAUGUAGUAUCGGAAAUUAUCGGUAUCUGUUUCAAAAAGUAAAAUGUAUGACUUUUUAAAACGCCGCUGUGUACACGGACGUAGGGAGAAGUAAAUAUAUAAUAUCUAAGGCUUUUUACACACACAAGAGAAUGCAAGGCAUACUUGGUCAACAGCCAUACAGGUCACACUGAGGGUGACCGUAUAAACAACUUUAACACUGUUACAAAUAUGCGCCACACCAAACAAGAAUGACAACAACACAUUUUGGGAGAACAUCCGCACCGUAACAACAUAAACACAACAGAACAAAUACCCAGAACCCCAUGCAGCACUAACUCUUCCGGGACGCUACAAUACACCCACCCCCCCACCUCAACCCCGCCCACCAAUAAUGCACUUUGUGACUUCAAUAAUAAAUAUGGCACUCAAAUUUGGCAUUUUUUUUUUCCAUAACUUGAGUUGAUUUAUUUUGGAAAACCUUGUUACAUUGUUUAAUGCAUCCAGC
This is a messenger RNA of Entelurus aequoreus (snake pipefish), 1918 nucleotides long. Its product is annotated as transmembrane protein 235-like. Lineage: Eukaryota; Metazoa; Chordata; Actinopteri; Syngnathiformes; Syngnathidae. The record is from RefSeq and is a predicted model, not a curated record. Bases 285 to 905 code for a protein of 206 amino acids. The transcript has 4 exons. Gene Ontology annotation, cellular component: apical plasma membrane.